GCGCGGCGCGGCGCAGGGACGAUGGCGCAGCAGGUCGAGCAGCUGCGGGCGGACGGCGUGCACAAGGAGGUGCUGCGGGAGGGCACCGGGCCGCUGCCCGACUUCCGCGACGGCACCAAGGCCACCUUCCACUACCGGACGCUGCGGUGCGGGGAUGAGGAGACGCCGCUGGACGACAGCCGGGCGCGGGGGAAGCCCAUGGAGCUGAUCGCCGGCAAGAAGUUCAAGCUGCCGGUGUGGGAGGCGGCGCUGCGCACCAUGCGGCCCGGGGAGCGCGCCCGCUUCCGCUGCGACGCCAAGCACGUGGUGCUCUACCCGCUGGUGUCCAAGAGCCUGCGCAACAUUGCGGCGGGGAAGGACCCGCUGGAGGGGCAGCGGCACUGCUGCAGCAUCGCCCAGCUGCACGAGCACUACUCCCUGGGCUACCCCGACCUCGACGAGCUCCAGAAGAACCCCCAGCCCCUCAUCUUCGACAUCGAAGUGCUCAAGGUGGAGGCACCCGGCUCCUACCAGCAGGACCCGUGGGCCAUGACAGAUGAGGAGAAGCUGCAGGCCGUACCCCUGAUCCACAAGGAGGGCAACGAGCUGUACCGGCAGGGCAAGGUGCGGGAGGCAGCUGCCAAAUACUACGACGCCAUCGCCUGUCUCAAGAACCUGCAGAUGAAGGAACAGCCCGGCUCUCCGGACUGGAUCGAGCUCGACCAGAAGAUCACACCCCUGCUGUUAAAUUACUGCCAAUGCAAGCUGCAGUGCGAGGAGUACUACGAGGUGCUGGAUCAUUGCUCCUCCAUUCUCAAUAAGUAUGAGGACAACGUCAAGGCCUAUUUCAAGCGGGGAAAGGCCCACGCGGCGGUAUGGAACGUGGCGGAGGCGCAGGCUGACUUUGCCAAAGUGCUGGCCCUCGACCCCUCGCUGCGCCCCGUCGUCUCCAAGGAGCUGCGGAGCCUGGAAGCCCGCCUGCGCGAGAAAGACGCCGAGGACAAGAUCCGCUUCAAGGGCAUCUUCUCGCAGUAGAGCCCGCGGCCGCAGCGGAGAGCCCAACGCUCUCUGAACAGGUUGUUUUAGAUAUUCCACAUGUGGAAUGUUCAUUGAUGUUUAUUAAUGUUUAAUACAAAUUUUACUUAUUUGAAGUGGCCCGGGAGCUCGCCACGGCCCGGUGACAUGGCAGUGCACUUAAGUCGCAGUAUUAAGCAGCGUAUAGCAAUCGCAGCGCACGGUUGAAGCGCAGUCUAAAGGUGAAGCUCCUUGCCGGGCUCUAGCCUACGCUCAUCGUCACGCCGGGAAGGGACAUGUGGGGUGACACGAGCUCAAGCCCGCUGCUCCCUGCCGAGUUCUUUUAUUCGUUGUUUGAUGUUUUUAUAGUUUAUGUUGGGCUGAGCCAUCGUGCCUGGGGCUGGCCCAGCUGUUUACGGCCGCGGGGGCUCCGGUGCCAAGCCUCGGCCCCAGCUCUUACCCCUUCAUGCCUGUACUCUGUGCCACGUCCUGCAUCAUCACUUCUCAAGGCUGCUGCUAUCAUCCCAAGCCAGUGUUUCCUCUAUACUACAUCAUCAUGUCAGCGUCGUAAAUAUUUUAUAUAGAAUAACUGCUUGUUACUGCUAUCUAUAUAAAACUCUGGUCAUGCUAUGCCAAGAUAAACAAAAGUA
Molecule: messenger RNA, 1643 nt
Organism: Gymnogyps californianus (California condor)
Lineage: Eukaryota; Metazoa; Chordata; Aves; Accipitriformes; Cathartidae
Gene: AIP
Product: aryl hydrocarbon receptor interacting protein
Exons: 6
Coding region: 22-1014 (330 amino acids)
Molecular function (GO): peptidyl-prolyl cis-trans isomerase activity; protein binding
Source: RefSeq, a predicted model, not a curated record